CUGAAAAUCGGCAAUUAUCCCUCCUGGUUCCUUUGUACAGUGCCCCAUAAAUAAUUUAUUUGGAUCGAGGGACUGGAGACUGAAAACAUAUAUUGGAUCUUGCUGCAACCGGGUGGAUUCUACGUUCAGGACUUGAGUGUAGUGGGAAAAAGGAGUGUGCCUUUGAAAUCAGAGGAGACUUUGACCCGAGAACCCAGGUGGAAGUGCUGGAGGCGGGCGGGCAGCGUCAAGAAGGAGCAUUUUCAUAGCACAUAAAGGUCCCUCUCAGGGUUCCCACGUGCAGACCCUACGUGCUUUACGGCUGGGAUUUGCAAACACCGCAGCCUGGAACUGGAAGACUCCGGGAGAGGUCUGAGCUCAGGCACUUUCCAAGUGCCUCCUGCUGCACUCGAUACCUGCAUGAAACAAAGAAAACUGUGUUUGCCAGGCUCGCUCGCUGAAGUCACAGGACUCUGCGUAUCAUGCAGCAGUCUGGAAUUCCUACAAAAACUCAUCAGAAAGGGAAUGUGGCCCGCCACACGGACACAGUCGUCUACCCAACUUUUCAGAUCAAAACGUUCAGUACAGAGUUGAAAAACCAUGUGAUGGUCAUGGAUUUUGUGAAGAGGAACUGGUUUCCCUCCCAGAGAAGAGCCAAAGUUUGUAUCAUCCGUAUGUAUCAAGGCCUGAAGACAGCUGAGCAGCCAGCCAGCAGAUAUGAGAUCCAUAGUCGGCUCUUCUCAUCCCCGAGAGAUCACUCUGCCUGGGAAAGAAAGGAGAGUCUUUCAAAUGCAGGAUUACGGGACAGCCAGUACAGCCCCCACGAUCAAAUUGCCCUUAAAAAUCUCCAGUCUGAUGUUCCAGAGAAGAGAUCUGACUUCGCUGAGGGGACUCUGGCAUCUCAGAAUACAAAAAUGAUUUCAUCCAUAGUCAUUUCACAGCUGAUUGAUGAGAAUAAAUCAAAAGAAAAUGGGGCCGCGCCGCCUGCGCCGUGUGCAUAUCCCAUGAAGCCGUCUCUGGCUAAUCGCAGCAGAGUCACCAUUAACAGGGCCUUCGAGUUCCUUCCUGGAGGACUGGGAGUUCAGACCAAGCCGCCACCCAAGGAGGAGAAGCCAGGCAGUGGUUCCCAGAAGGGCUUUGCGUCCAUCACCAUCACGGCCAGGCGUGUGGGUCCCCCUGCCAGCACCCUGGUGUGGGAGGCUGUUGGGGACCCACUCUGCGUCAAGUGCAGGGCCCAGGAUGCUCUGCUUGGGGACCCCUCUGCUCUGGCUGGCGGUGCCGAUCCAACUCAGCACCAUGGACCUUUCACCUGUACAGAGUUCUCAAGACACAGCUGUGUGAUGGGGUCGAAGGUCCCCGAGGCCCAUGCACAGCUGUGUGAGGGACAUGGGUACUGGGUCACCAAUGUUGACCACAGGGAGGAUCGUUUUUCUCCAGGUACCUCGCGGUCACGGGCAGGAAAGAGCCCGCUGGUGUUCAGCUCGUGUGUCCAUCUCAGGGUGUCCCAGUCGUGUCCCAAUCCCAUCUACUAUCUGGACAGGUCCCUCUCGGUCCCUGUGGAGCCACCUCAGCUUGCUGGCCCCAAGAUGCACAGAUCCGUCCUGUCCCUCAACCUGAGCUGCAGUUCACACAGGCUGACACCAGAUGGAGUAGAUGACACAGAGAACCGACAGCCUGGAAGCGGAGCCCUGAAGCCCGAGCUCUGGGAGGGAGACCAGGACCUCCUUGGCCCACGCUGGAACCUGAGUUUGCAAGGAAGUUUCUUGAAGGAAAACCCAUCGUUGGGGCAGAUGCGUUUUGGGAACUUGGAGGCUGGCAGGGGUCCUUGGAGAGGCUCUCUUCCUUCGGAAAAUGCAGAGGCGGGAACUAACCAGAUCACCAUGAGAAAACGCAAGGAGGACCAGGCAACUCGUUGUCCCACCCGUGGUCACCAUCAAGCCAACCAACUGUCCAUUCACAUCCCGGGCUGGAGUUACACAGCAGGGGAUUACACGUGCUGUGACUUGGUUGUUAAAAUAAAGGAAUGCAAGGAGAGUGAGCACCCCGCCAACCCCGAGUCCAAGCCAGCACCCCCAGAGCCAGCGCCCCCCGAGGACCCAGAGACCCACGUCCUGCCAGAAGACUGUUCUGAGAGCCAGCAAGGGCCCAAAAGCUCCCUGACCUUGCAGGAGGCCCUGGAAGUCCGCAAGCCUCAGUUCAUUUCUCGCUCGCAAGAACGUCUGAAGAAGCUGGAGCACAUGGUCCAGCAGAGAAAAGCCCAGCGGAAGGAGAGCCUGGCUCCAAAGCAGAGUCUCCUUCCUGUCCGCGCCCACAAGAAGCAGGUCACCAUCCCCCACCCUCUCAGCGAUAACUUGUUCAAACCCAAAGAAAGGUACAUUUCAGAGAAGGAGAUGCACAUGCGAUCUAAAAGAAUCUAUAAUAACUUGCCGGAAGUUAGGAAGAAAAAAGAGGACCAAAAGAAAAGGGUGAUCUUACAAAGCAACAGACUCCGGGCCGAGGUCUUCAAAAAGCAAUUACUGGACCAGCUCCUUCAAAGGAACGCGGUCUAACCGCAGGCUGCCCCACCGACCCUCUACCUGGACCUGGGAUGACUUCAAACGCUGGAUAAACCAUUAAACUUAACCGUAUCUUCAUGACGUGAACCACUUUUUUUACUUUUGAUUUUUUUUUUUUUUAAUCCAUAAAGCAAAGCACAGCUCCUUGAAUUGCUGACCUAAACCAAGCAGAAAUGAUAACCCUUGAGGAAAUGGAUCUUCAGACUGCAGUGGGGUAAUCAACCCAACAGAACCCACUUGAUACAGUCCUUUCGUUUUUUGACUUCUGAAUUUUACCUUUUGCUUCUGAUGUUUACUCCUACCAUUUCCACGCAGGCACAAAGGCCUUCUAUGCGCUCAUGGGCUUAGAUCCCAAGGGACUGGUUUUUUAUUUUUUCUUGCUUUUUCAUCAGAUUUCUAGGACCUAAAUGCAUCACUUUAAAAAUACCAUUCCCAACUUCCGCCAGUUCUGCAAACUCCAGAUUUUGGACCAUCGCACAGUGUGUUUGAAACCCCUCUGGAUGUCUGUACCGUUAAUACUGGAGGUAACUUUGGAGCUAGGCGGCUGCUCUGUCAGAGACUGGGGACCUGUUUCUCGGUGACCUUGGCUGGUCAGAGCCGCCCCUACCAACCCCACCCCACUCCUAGCACCUGUCUUCAUUCAGCAAAAGAGUCUAUAUUCACGGAAGCCAUGAGGGCAGAAUUGGCUGGAAAAAUUGGUAGGUCACAUCAGUGUUUUUGGCAAGCCACCCCCCAACCAAAAGAGCUGCAUGGCUGAAAGUGGCCUGAUGGCUCCAACUCUGCUAUUUGUUCCUCCAAGCCCUUACAAUGCCCAUUAUUUAUAAAUGUGUUUGGGGAGUGAAGGACAAUAGUUUUACCAAAAAUGGAAAUAAAUGCAACUAUUACAAGCAUCACUGCCCCGUCCCAUGUUCUGUGUUAUGAACCAAGCAGCUAGUGCAGGUG
Messenger RNA from Capra hircus (goat), 3476 nucleotides. RefSeq names its product chromosome 26 C10orf90 homolog (gene C26H10orf90). Gene Ontology annotation, cellular component: centriole; centrosome; cytosol. Lineage: Eukaryota; Metazoa; Chordata; Mammalia; Artiodactyla; Bovidae. The transcript has 9 exons. The record is from RefSeq and is a predicted model, not a curated record. Gene Ontology annotation, biological process: regulation of centriole replication. Bases 462 to 2528 code for a protein of 688 amino acids.